This is a messenger RNA of Haemonchus placei, 1551 nucleotides long. NCBI's taxonomy places the organism in Eukaryota, Metazoa, Nematoda, Chromadorea, Rhabditida, Trichostrongylidae. The record is from the annotation of a GenBank genome assembly.
CUCUAUUGCUGUGUAGCAGUCCUAAUUUUUGUUUUUUUUUUCAGUGCACUUUCAUUUCUUCACUAUAGAAAGGACGAUGAUUUUGUGGACAGGCUUUCGUAUUUCUACACUUCAUCGUUUCUUAUUAUGAUGGCUGUUCUAGUCAGCUUCAAACAGUUCGGUGGUCGCCCGCUGGAAUGUUGGGUUCCGGCGCAGUUCACUGCAAGUUGGGAGGCCUACACGGAGAUGUACUGCUGGGCGCAGAACACGUACUGGGUUCCCAUAGAGCAGGAUAUACCCGUCGAUAUAGCAGAACGUGAAUAUCGCCAAAUAUCGUAUUAUCAAUGGGUGCCGUUCUUUUUAUUGAUUCAGGCCUUCCUCUACUACAUUCCGUGCCUUAUGUGGAGAUUGAUGAGUGACAAAUCCGGUAUUCGACUCAAUGAUAUUGUUCAAAUGGCCACCGAAAAAGAGAAUAUCGAACCGGAUUACCGUAUCCGAACAAUUGAGUCGCUCUCGAGGCACAUCGAAUCGGCCUUGAGGUAUCAGCACACAGCCACAUCACGGACGCAAUAUACACUGCAUAGAGUAUUUAAAUGUUUCAAUAUGCGUUACUAUGAAAGCUAUGUGACAGGGAUGUAUUUGGCGACAAAAAUUAUGUAUGUGGGAAAUAUUCUCACCAAUCUUGUGCUGGUGAACAAAUUUCUCGAGACCGACGACUAUUCCAUAUAUGGUCUGGGCGUGUUGAGGGAUUUGCUAUUUGGCCGAACAUGGAUGGAAAGUGGGAAUUUCCCACGAGUCACACUUUGUGAUUUCGAAGUUCGUGUACUCGGCAACAAUCAGCGGCAUUCCGUACAGUGUGUCCUGGUGAUCAACAUCUUUAAUGAGAAGAUUUUCAUCCUCAUAUGGUUGUGGUUCACAUUGCUUUUCGUUGCCUCCACCCUGGAUAUGCUCUACUGGUUCAGUAUAUCCAUGUUCCACAGAGAUCGAUUUCGUUUUGUGUUGAGACAUCUUGAGCUGACAUCUGAUCCAGACAAACCGGAGCUCUUUCGGAAAGAAAAACGGAAGCAAGUGGAGCAUUUUCUUAGGACUUAUCUGAAAGUCGACGGUGUCUUGGUGUUACGAAUGAUCGCCUUACACGCAGGCGUGAUGUUCUGUACGGAGAUUACAGAUGCCCUAUGGAAACGCUAUCUGUCUCAACAUCCAGAGAAUCUUAUAGACGAGGACUCAAGUCUGCUUACCUUCGCCAGGGCGCAGUCAAUCCGUCGAAAACGGCAUGACAGCGGUAGCAGUACAGAAGGGCAGAAUCACCAACGACUUGGACGGAUACUUUCGCACAGAAGCACGGGCGGCAGUUUUCGUUUGAAUCGUACUGGAUCAACGAAUAGAUCGCUUUCUGAGUCUAAAACAAUGCCUCCUCAGUCACCGUCGGCAACUACGGCAACUUACUCUAAGGUCAAACCUCGUCGUACCGUCGUCACUAUAACGAGUCCCAGUACCGAUGUGGCAGAGCCGAACGGUGGCGACACAAUUCAGGAGGCCAGCAAACGCGAAGGCGUUCCAUUAGCGGUGUGA